Molecule: messenger RNA, 2742 nt
Organism: Plasmodium falciparum 3D7
Lineage: Eukaryota; Apicomplexa; Aconoidasida; Haemosporida; Plasmodiidae
Source: RefSeq, a predicted model, not a curated record
AUGGAUAAUAUUUUUAUAAAUAUUAUAUAUAUGUAUAUUUAUUUUUAUUUUAUUUUAUUUUAUUUCAUUUUUAUUUUAUUUUGUUGUGACCUUAUAAUUUUAAUGUUUGUGAGAAUUAAAAAACUGAUUCUUUCCUUUUCAAUAUAUUUAAUAAUUUGCUCAUGUGUAAUGAAUAAUAAAUGGUUCCUUUUUUGUAGGAGAAUUAUAUUACAGCCUAAUUUUAAUUUAUGUUUUUUAUCUUAUAAUACUUAUCGUAUUCCUGAUAUAUAUAAUAAUUAUUAUAAUGUUAUUAAAAAAGAAAAAAAGAAGAAAAGAAAGAAUUUUUCUUUUUUCUCUAAAGGAUGUUACAAUAAUUGCAGCAAAGCACAAAAGUUGUAUGGGGAAAACGAAGAAACGACUUAUGGAUACACAAAAUAUGAUAAAAAGGAUGAGACAUAUAUAAAUAUAUUAGAACGUAAAGCUGAUGAAAUAAAGAAUUCUAAGAAUUGUUUUAAUAAUAAAAUAAAAACGAAUAAAAAUGAAUAUGCUCAUAAAUUACAACCACUUGAUUAUACUACAUUACAUUUAUUAUCAAUAGAAUUGAAUACCCUGUUGUCAGAUUCAAUUGUUGAACAUAUUACACAAGCAGAUGAUAAAACUAUAGUAUUGCAUCUAACAAAAAGAGAUAAAGAAUAUUAUCUGUAUAUAUGCUACGAUAAUGCAAACCCAGUCAUUUCUUUAGGGUUAAAAAUAAAAAAAUUAUUUAAUAGAUUUAUUGAAGAUGACUAUGCUGAAAAAUUAAAUCCCGUUAUUAAAUAUUCUAUUAUAUCGAAUGUAUAUAUGAAAAAACGUUUUGUUAAAAUAUUAUGUAUUGAUUUAAUAUUAAAAAGGAAAAGUCAAGAAGAUUUAGAUAUAGAAGAUAUAUUAAAUAAUCAGUAUAGCACUAGGAAAGUGACUUUAUUAUUUGACCUACAUAAUAAUUCUUGUAUAUCAUUUCUUAUUAAUAAAAGUACUAAUGAAAUUUUAAUUUCGCCACACAAUUAUGUAACAGAAAAAACAAUUGAUAAAUCAUAUAAAGAAGGACAUAAAUAUAUAUUCCCACAAAAUAAUGAAUGUAAAUUAAUACCAGAUCAUUAUGAAUUCUUUUCCACAUUUUUAAAUCUAUUUAAAUCUAGAAAAGAACAAAACUUUAUUUCAUCCUUAAUGGACAUAUAUGAAGGGGUAAGUUAUAAUUUGUUAUUAAAAUUUUAUGAUUAUUUAAAUAUACCUACUCAUAUCAAAUUUGAAGAAAUGGACAAGGGUACCUUGUUGGAUUUCUUUAAUAAAGCUUAUAUUAAAUGGUUGCGAUUUUUAAACUUAAAAGAAAAGACGGAUGAACUUAUAUUUUACCCACACUAUGAUUAUAAAUUAAAUAUACCUUCUGUUCUUAAUUUUGUAAAAUCAAAAAAAAAAAAAAAUUACACUAUUAUUAGUAAUAUCCCACAAGGGCAGUUUAAUUCUGUGAAAGAGGGUCACCAAGACGAUAAAAAUGAAGAUGAUGAUGAUAAUGAUAGUAAUAUUAUUAAGAGGGAUAAUAAUAUUAUUAAGAGGGAUAAUAAUAAUAUUAUUCAUAUUAAUAGGAGUGAUAAUAAUAUUAAUAAGAGUGAUAAUAAUAAUAAUAAUAUUAUUCAUAUUAAUAGGAGUGAUUAUUAUAACAGUUCAGAUUAUACCAAUAUACAUGACCAAGAAGAAGAAUAUAAUAAGAGCAAUCAUAAUAUUACAAAAAAUAAUAUUGAUACCAAUCAAAUAAUAAAGGAUACACUUAAAGAAAAUGAUAAAAAAAAUAUAAAAUUAUCAGAUAGUGAUAAUAAACAUAUUCAUUUCGAAACAACAAUAGAAUUAGUAUACUAUUAUUAUUGUAAAUAUUUUUCUGUAAAUGAAUUUUAUACUACCUUAAAAUAUUGUAAAGAUUUUUUAAAGAAAAAGUUACCACAAUAUGAAGAUAUGCUUUUACAAUAUAAAAACGACAGAGAAAUAUGUGAAAAGGCUUAUUUAUUACACGAAAAUAUUAAUAACUUAACUGUGUUUAAUCAUACAAUCUCAAAAAUGAAUGACUGGUUAGAUAAAAAAACUUAUGAUGCUUUAAAAAUAAUUGAAAAUGAAUUAAGAUAUAAUUCAUUAGAAGAUAAUCGAAAAAAAUUUGUGAAAAAACAAGAAGAAGAUAAAAAAAAAGAAGAAACCUUAAUGAAAAAAAUUAUAAAUACUAAACCAAAUACAAUAAGAACACCUCAAAAUAUCUAUAAAGGUUCCUUAUUAAUUAAAAUUAACGAAACAGAUUUAUCCUCUCCUUUUCUAAUCAUAGGAAAAAAUAGUAAACAAAAUGAAAAAAUCUCAACACAAAUUCUAAUGUUUAAUGAUUUAUGGUUUCAUGUUCAUGAAUAUCCAGGAGGGCAUGUUAUACUAAGAAAUAAAAAAAUUAAAGAUAAAAUAAUUACAGCAGAUACAAACUUAUCUGAUAUAACUAUUGAUGAAGAUAUUAAAUAUGCUGCAAAUAUGGCUGCAUAUUUCUCUAAAGCCAGAAAAAUGGAAAAAACGCUCGUCUGCUUUACUUUAGGAAAAUACGUAUUAAAAGACAACACCUUGAAUGAAGGGGCAGUGGAGGUAUUAAAAUAUAAAUUAAUAUACGGAAGGCCUAAUAAAGUUGCAAGUAUUAUAAAAGAUCUUAAUGAAAGAAAUAAAGAAAUAGAAAUAUGCAAAAAAAAAAAAAAAAAAAAAAAAAAGUAA